UGCCAUGGCGGUUUAUCCCCUUUAAGGAGGCGGCGAGCGGCCGGAGUCAGGGAGGGGGGUGUGUGUGUGUUUGGGGGGGGGCAAUUGUCUGCCGAUGGAAAUAAUACCUCCCCUCAAAAACAAAACAACCUUGCCCUUCGCCAGCACGCAAACGGAUUGCCCCGAAAAUUGAAUUAUGAGGUGCUUUUGUUGCACUCCCCAGCGUUCCUGGUUUGCUGCUCUCUCAUUAGGAUUUUAAACGCUUCCCCCCCUCCCUCCCCAUCCAGCUGCUCUUGAAACACACAUGGUGCAUUGUUGUCGUUCCCUAUAUCUGUACACCAGUGCUGCUCAGUAACCUUCAGCAAGUGGGUUGACGACCUCUAGGAUAAAUAUAGUUUGUUUUCUAGGCCCACUGCCCUACUGUACUGCAACCAUGGAGCCCUGCAUGGAGUAUUUCUUGACACAGGUGCUGCAGAAAGACAUGGGACGUCGGCUGCAAAUUGCUCAAGAGCUCAUAGAGUACAUCACAGAUCGCCAGAAGUCCUAUGAUCUCGAACAUGAUCAAUCAAUGCUUGAUCGAAUGAUUGAUGGUCUUGGAGCUGGUUGGGUAAACUCCAGUAACUUUAAGGUUGCUUUGUUUGGUAUAGAAAUUUUAUCCACCCUCAUUACACGUCUUCAGGAUCAUUUCAAAACCCACAUUGGCACAGUGUUACCUAGUCUAAUAGACAGACUAGGGGAUGCUAAAGAUCAAGUGCGAGAACAAGAUCAGAGCCUCUUAUUGAAGAUCAUGGAGCUGUCUGCUACCCCACAGUAUGUUUGGGAACGAAUGUUGGGAGGAUUUAAACACAAAAAUUUUCGAACCAGGGAAGGAAUUUGCCUUUGCCUUAUUAGUACAUUAAAUACUUAUGGAGCUCACAGUUUAACUCUGAGCAAAAUCGUACCCCAUAUUUGUAAUUUAUUAGGAGAUCCUAACAGUCAGGUCCGUGAUGCAGCAAUAAAUAGUUUAGUAGAAAUUUACAAACAUGUAGGAGAACGGGUCCGAGCAGAUCUUCAUAAAAAGGGGCUACCGCAGUCAAGGUUGAAUGUAAUUUUUGCAAAAUUUGAUGAAGUUCAGAAAUCUGGAAACAUGAUCCUUUCUUCUGCAACUGAUAAAAACUUUGACGAUGAAGAAUCUGUGGACGGUAACAGGCCAUCAUCUGCCAGCUCCACGUCUUCGAAAGCUCACGGUUCACGACGUCCUUUUGGCAUGGGUACAAGUCGUAGACCAGGUUCAUCUGCAGUUGGCUGGAAAAGUACAACAGUCAAGGAAGUUGCAGGUGCUGUCGAUGAAGAUGAUUUUAUCCGAGCAUUUGAGGAAGUACCAACGGUUCAGAUCUUUUCCAACAGAGACCUUGAAGAAUCCAUCAACAAAAUUAGGGAAGUUUUAUCAGAUGAUAAGCAUGACUGGGAACAGAGAGUAGCUGCUCUUAAAAAGAUUAGGUCUCUAUUAAUGGGUGGGGCAGCAGAAUACGAAUCGUUCUUUCAACAUCUGCGGCUUUUAGAUGGUGCAUUCAAAUUAUCAGCAAAAGAUCUGCGAUCUCAAGUCGUGCGUGAAGCCUGUAUAACAUUAGGGUAUCUCUCAUCUGUUCUGGGAAACCGGUUUGAUCAUGGUGCAGAAGCUAUUAUGCCAACACUAUUCAACCUUGUUCCUAAUAGUGCCAAAGUUAUAGCCACAUCUGGUACAGCAGCUAUCAGAUUAAUUAUUCGACAUACCCACUUCCAUAGAUUAAUACCUAUUAUCUCAAGCAACUGUGCAUCAAAGUCUGUGGCAGUUCGGAGGCGUUCAUUUGAAUUUUUGGAAAGGUUGCUGCUGGAAUGGCAAACGCAUUCAUUAGAAAAACAUUCAUCACUUCUGGCUGAAACAAUAAAGAAGGGUAUCCAUGAUGCUGAUUCAGAAGUUAGACUAGAAGCUCGAAAAGUGUAUUGGGAUUUUCACAGCCACUUUAGCAGAGAAGCUGAAGUUUUGUUCAAUUCAUUGGAACCUGCCUACCAGAAGCCCCUGCAGUCCCAUUUGAAAAAUUCAGACAGCAUUGUUUCCUUGCCUCAGUCUGAUCGCUCGUCAUCUAGUUCUCAAGAAAGCCUAAAUCGGCCCCUGUCCACGAAGCGAAGUCCAACUGGAAGCACAGUAUCACGAGCUUCUACAGUUAGUGGAAAGUCUGUAUCCAACACGGGUGCUCUGCAACGCUCUCGCAGUGACAUUGAUGUGAAUGCAGCUGCUAACGCCAAGUCACGUUUAACUGCAACUCCAAGCAACGCACCUGGACAUUUUAGCUCGGCUGCAGCUUUACCUCCGGGAUCCUAUGCUUCCCUAGGUCGGGUGCGUUCUAGACGUCAGAGCGCUGGGAGUGCCACUAGCGUUGCCAGCACACCCUCUGAUACCAGAGGACGUAGCCGAGCUAAAGUAGUUUCUCAGUCUCAACGAUCCAGAUCAGCUAACCCUGCAGGCGCUGGAAGUAGAUCAAGUUCACCUGGUAAGCUCCUCUGCAGCACCUACUCCGGCAUGAGCAGUGGACCUCAGAGGGUUUCAGUCGCACCACAAGCAUCCGAGAAACGCAGCAAGAUCCCCCGUAGUCAGGGAUGCAGUAGGGAAGCCAGCCCCAACAGAUUGGGGUUAGCACGGAGCAGCCGUAUCCCUCGACCAAGCAUGAGUCAGGGAUGCAGCCGCGAUACGAGCCGUGAGAGCAGUCGCGAUACAAGUCCUGUUAGGGGCUUUGCACCACUUGCCUCUCGUCGACACUCGAGGUCCACCAGCGCACUCUCCACUGCUGAUUCUAUUGGCCAGCCAGAUCGAUAUGGGCUUGGACAGGCUGGGCGGUUGCCUGCCACUGUGAAUGCCAUGAGAGUUCUGAACACAAGCACAGAAGUGGAAGCUGCAGUUGCAGAUGCCUUGAAAAAACCUGUAAGGAGGCGAUACGAGCCAUAUGGUAUCUAUUCUGAUGAUGAUGCCAACAGCGAUGCUUCUAGCGCUUGUUCAGAACGAUCUUAUGGUUCCAGAAAUGGAGGUAUUCCACACUACUUGCGUCAGACAGAAGAUGUGGCAGAGGUCUUAAACCACUGUGCCAGCUCAAAUUGGUCUGAAAGGAAAGAAGGGCUUGUAGGCCUUCAAAAUCUAUUAAAAAGUCAGAGAACAUUAAGCCGUGUUGAAUUGAAGCGUUUGUGUGAAAUCUUCACUCGUAUGUUUGCAGAUCCUCAUAGCAAGAGAGUAUUCAGUAUGUUUUUGGAGACUUUGGUAGAUUUCAUCAUAAUCCAUAAAGAAGAUCUACAGGAUUGGUUGUUCGUACUCCUGACUCAGCUUUUAAAGAAGAUGGGGGCUGAUUUGUUAGGUUCUGUGCAGGCAAAGGUUCAGAAGGCACUAGAUGUCACCAGAGAGUCCUUCCCAUUUGACCAGCAAUUCAAUAUUCUUAUGAGAUUUAUUGUGGAUCAAACACAAACGCCUAACCUCAAGGUUAAAGUUGCAAUCUUGAAGUACAUUGAGAGGCUGGCGAGACAGAUGGACCCAGCAGAUUUUGUUAAUUCCAGUGAGACCCGCCUAGCUGUGUCCCGAAUCAUAACCUGGACAACUGAACCAAAGAGCUCUGAUGUGAGAAAGGCUGCGCAGGUCGUAUUGAUUUCUCUGUUUGAGCUGAACACUCCUGAAUUCACUAUGUUACUUGGUGCCUUGCCAAAAACCUUCCAAGAUGGUGCCACCAAGCUCCUACACAAUCAUUUGAAGAACUCCAGCAACACUAAUGUGAGUUCACCCAGCAACACAAUGGGGCGCACACCUUCACGGCACUCCAGCAGUCGAACAAGCCCUCUUACUUCUCCUACAAACUGUUCGCAUGGUGGUCUUUCCCCAAGUCGAUUCUGGGGUUGGAGUGCAGAUGGGCUGUCAAAGCAUCCCCCCACCCCUUCUCAACCUCACUCCAUCCCCACAGUUCCUACCCACAAGAACUUCAGGCGUUCUUACUCACCCAGCAUGUUGGACUAUGACACAGAAAACCUUAACUCCGAUGAAAUUUAUAGCUCUCUUCGUGGGGUCACACAAGCCAUCCAGAAUUUUAGUUUCCGCAGUCAAGAGGAUUUGAACGAACCAAUUAAACGAGAUGGGAAGAAGGACUGUGAUGUAUUGCGAGAUGGAGGAAUUGCAUCCCCAUCCUCUGACAUUCGUGGAGGUGGCGAACCUGUGGAAGGAGGAAGAACAGCUCUUGACAACAAGACAUCGUUGCUCAACACUCCACCGCCACGGUCUUUCUCUGGGCCUCGGACUCGGGAAUAUAAUCCCUAUAAUUAUUCGGAUACAAUCAAUGCAUUUGACAAGACAGCACUAAAGGAAGCCAUGUUUGAUGAUGAUAUGGAACAAUUCCGUGAUGUGCCCAUUGACCAUUCAGAUUUAGUUGCUGAUCUUCUGAAAGAACUUUCCAACCAUAAUGAGCGAGUGGAAGAGCGGAAGGCAGCCUUGUUGGAACUCUUAAAGAUAACAAGAGAAGAUACUCUCGGAGUGUGGGAUGAGCACUUCAAGACUAUUCUACUUUUACUUCUAGAGACUCUAGGAGACAAGGAUCACUCCAUUAGAGCAUUAGCCUUAAGAGUUCUUCGGGAAAUCCUACGGAACCAGCCAGCGAGAUUUAAAAACUACGCAGAAUUAACCAUUAUGAAAACAUUAGAAGCUCAUAAAGAUUCCCAUAAAGAGGUGGUAAGAGCUGCAGAAGAAGCCGCUUCCACUUUGGCAAGCUCCAUACAUCCUGAACAAUGCAUCAAAGUGCUGUGCCCCAUCAUCCAGACAGCUGACUAUCCCAUCAAUCUAGCUGCUAUUAAGAUGCAAACAAAGGUGAUAGAGAGGAUCUCCAAGGAGUCUCUGCAUCAGCUUCUCCCAGAUAUCAUUCCUGGGUUGCUUCAGGGAUAUGACAACACAGAAAGCAGUGUGCGUAAAGCAAGUGUGUUUUGCUUGGUAGCAAUUUAUUCUGUAAUUGGAGAGGAGCUGAAACCUUACCUUGCACAGCUCACAGGAAGUAAGAUGAAGUUAUUGAAUUUGUAUAUAAAAAGGGCCCAGACGACAAACAGCAACAGUAGCUCAUCGUCAGAUGUAUCAAGUCACAGCUAACGGAUAGCAGCCAUGUUUCUUUAGACAGGUGAAGGCGUGCCUCUUCAGAGACCUUUCUGCUCAAAUUUUGAAAUCCACGUGCCCUUGGAGUGAAAAAUUGCUGCACAUCAGUGUUUGUUCUUAAGUAAUAUAUGCAGUUGCUUAGCUUUAAUCUUACAGCUGUUACUUAAUCAUUAUGUGAUGCCUGUUUAACAUGUGACCUAAUGAAUAGAAGAAGGCCUGUAGUGUCUUUGGACAGUCCAGUGGUGAUGUCAAGUGAUGCAGCACUGAUUCUAGGUUAUACUUUUGUCAUCUUUAAAUUUGAAGUAUGUAAUAUACGUACUUCUCUGAGUAUUCCGCAAGAUAUUAUGUUAAGUAUUAUAUAUUAGCAAACUAAAUUUCAAAACUAAUGCCAUUGCCAUAACUAUGUCUUAGCAGCGACUUGUUUAAACCUAAGUUGGUUGCUAAGAUGAGUGAUGUCUCACUGGACUGGACUUUCACUACUGCAGAAGACUAAAGAUUUUAUUUGCAAGUUCUGCCAGUAUUCAGUUUUUGAUUUUUACAUUGCAUUGAGGAACGUGUGUUAUCUACCAAAUGGAGGCAUAUUUGCAUGGCAACACUAAAGAGGCAUGAUCCUGCUUUUUGGGCAUCUGUAUAACUACUGUCUGGUGGAAGAUUCAGAAGUUACUGUAUUAUACACCUGUGUUUUCCCUCUGCUUUCGUAUUUUCUUUUCUAACUCUUGCUUUUAUUUUCUGACAUUCUUUUCCAAAUACCCUAAACAUUACUUGUCUUCAAGCUGGAAGUUCAGGAGAUGGUGUGUUGUAUAUCUCUGCCAGACUUUUUGCCCUAUCAUUGAAAUGAGUGUCCAUGUCCUUCCUUAACAGGAACUGAGCAAGCUCAUUCAAAUAUUACAGCCGAGGUAAAAAAAAGAUCAGCUGAGAGUGAUAAUCAUAACUUAAGUUUCCUCUGAGAAUCUACUAUCAUUGGAUCAUGGAAAAAUCCACUUAUUUCAACUUCAUUAAAUUUUUUGAUGGGAGUUGCAAACAGUCAUAAUUCUAUUUUUGAAUUAGAACUAAGAUCUAAUGUGUAAUUUAGCAGGUCUACAUUACCAUUCCUCUGAAUGUAUUAGUGUGAAAAGGAGGGAGAAAACCUUGCAAUUCAAGUUGGCAUUCUGAGUUUGACUGUCGAAAUUGAUUUUGUCACUAUUUUAUAAUGUGCAAUGACAUGAACUAUUGGAUAGGAUCUGUAUAAAUCACUGGUCAGCAAUUAUCCUUGUCCUGCACAUAUAAUGAAUAUGUAAGCUGUGCACUAAGAGUACAUCACUUGAAAGACUUGAGUAUCAGUGAUAUUCCCAGCACGCAUCCUCUGGUGACUAUCUUUAGUUUUAAUUCUACCAUCAUCAGGAAAAACAUUUGCGUUUAUUUCUGUAUUUUCCAAUUCCAUGCCUUUUUAUUGGUGUUAGCAUGAAAACAAAUCACAAAUCAUUUUAUUCCCCAGCACUGCCUGUGACUCUGAAUUUGUUGAAUGAAACUGCUCUUUCCAGAUGUUCAGUUUUAUUUGGUAUUUUCCUUGCCUUCAUAACUUAACAGCAACUGAAUUCUGACACUUUCAGGGAAGAAUCAAGAAUAGACUCUUGUAUCAGGCUGAAAUGCCUGACAAAGAGUCCCUAUCAAAAUAGAACAACAGAAUUAGUCAAAGUUGAGCAAAAUUUUCCACAAGAUCAGUCUUAUCAGAGCAACAAGAGAGCGGAAAGCAUUGAGAGGAAUUGGAGCAGCCAAGACGCCAACUUCCUUGGGGAACAAGCCUGUUUUUCAGGUUAUCGCUGUAGAAAUAAACUUUUAAAGCCUAGAGCAAAGCAUGAACGUGAUGCCAUGGCCUCCGCAAACUACACCUUCUAUUAAUGUCCUUUCUUGUUUUAACCUGUUUUCAAUACUUUUGAAAAUUUUGCAUCUUUUCUGUAUGCUAUGUGACUAAAUUCUUGGCAUUCCUGACCCCAACUAUUUUUUUAAUUCAUUGGUUAAAUGGUGGCUUAACAUUACUACCAUUUGGGAUGGACCAACAUAAAACUGUUCACCUUGUGAAAUGUAUGUAAAUAUAAUCAGUGAAUCUCAUGAAUAACAUUGACCAAAAUGCUUCUAUCUUGAACUUGCUACUGAGGUAAUACUUCAACUUGGUAGCUCAGGAUGCAAAGUUCAUGAGUCUCGCAGUCUCCAAGUUGUAAAAUUGUUCCCCUUAGUGUAGUAAUCAGCAUUAUCCUCCUCGAUUCCUUGUAUCCCAAAAUCUUAGAUAAGUCUGAUGUUUUAAUGUGGAACUUUCUUCCAGUUCUAUUGGUAUGGAUGUUGUACUUAUUGAUGAACAAAAAUAGGAUUGCAUAUUUAAGUUAUCUUUUAAUUUUUAUUAGUUUUUUUUGUUGAUUUUUGUUUUAGUUGAAAUUUCAGUGCCAUUCUAUCCCAAAAAGGAACUUAAACUUUUUUAUUACUUUGUAGCACAAUGGUAUUUCUCUCCCCCAGUUUGAGAAGACUUUAAAAGGUCUCAUCAACUCUUGUUGCUUUAUGCAGGCAAAGGAACUAAAGUUGGUCACCUGGGAGAGCUUUAGUAGGGCACUCAAAGCAUACAUUUCUUUUGAAUAGGAUAGGUUUCCAUGUGGUUUUCCUUGAUAUAUUUUACACUGUUGUACAUAGAGGAUAAUUUUGCUUUAAGUCUUGAUGACUUAACUUCCAGGAUGAUCCAGAUAUCUUCAGCUGCCUUUGUAUGUUUAACAUGGCAAAAGUAUUAGUGGUGUUAGCUGAGGAAAGUGCAACAGCAGGAACUCAACUAUGUAAACUUAGUUCUCAUUUUAUUUUCUCAUUUUUGACCAAAGUCAUGUAAUUAUAAAUUAAUUGGUUUGUUCUUUGAGGAAAUGACAUUGUUGACAAACAAUUUGAUAUUUUUCUGUAAAGUGCUCAUCAUGAUCGUUUUCAUUUUAGUACUGGUAUUUUAUUUCUGGCUAUUACAAGAUUUGAAGUAAUACGAAUGUUUUUAGUUCUUCAGUUGCAUUUGAAAUUAAAAACCCAACUACUGUAAUUCACAAAUUGCUUCAUAUUUUCAAAUUUCUUUUAUAAAACUUUAAAAUUCAUGUGGGGUCCUUUUAACCUUUAGGCGAGCUUAGUACUGUAGAUAACAUCCUAUCAGGUUUCAGAAGACGUUAACAAGUUCUGCACUGGACGUGUUGCAAGAAGAACAUGUUUCAUCGAUACAGUUCUCAUUUCCAAAUAUUGGAGUUUUGUAGUUUCUACAAUGCAAUUCCUUUUUUAAAAACUACCCUUGUUUAAUUGUAAGGUAAGUAUACAAAAUGGACAAUAUCUUGUGCAUUGGAAUGUAACUAAACUGUGGCAUUGAGUACAUAUGUUCAGGUGAUUUUCUUUUUUUUUGUUGGAAAAAAAAGCAUGCCUGAAUUAUUGGGACCAAAACAAAACAAAUUAGUGGAGAAAAUUUGAAGUAAUUUUGAUGCACUAGUAUCUUUGUUUUUAAGUGUAGACAGCUGCAGAGUUAAUAAAUCAUGUUUUUAAAAUGUGAUUUUGUUUUACGGCAAAAAUUGUUUGUUCAUGCGCUGACUGACAAUAGACAGACAAUAGACAAACAAUACCCAACACGGGCAAACUCUGGUUUGGAAAUAACAUACCAUUUACAGCCCAUGGAUUUGUGAAAUAUAACUUAGAACGGCAACCAUUUUCAAUACCCAUUGAAUAUAGUUUGGCAUCUUCUAAACAAAAUUACAAAUAUCAGUUUCAUAUUUAGAUAUCAGUGCAAUUUCGUAAUGCCAUUCUAAACUGUAUAUACCGUGAUUAAAGUUUAAUGCAUAACCUAAAACUAUAGGCUUGAAAGACAUUUGGUUGGUGCAUGCUAUGCUCUUUCCUUCCCAUUUCCCUCCUACCCAAUCUCCUUGAUUCAUUUGGCUGCCAUUGACUGAUGACAAUAAUGGGCCUUCUUUUAUUCCCUCAGUUUGUGCUAUAGGCAGGUGAAAGGUUGGGUGUGUGAUUUCUUUGUUUUAUUUGUACUUCUCUGUAAAAAGAAAAAGAUUGCUGCUGUUGUAAUUUCUUGAACUAUUGGAUGUAAAGGAAAUAGCCCAACUAAUUUUAAGAAUAGUUGGUUUCCUGAUUUUAGUACAAUCUAAUCUACCAUGUUUGAGUUAUGAACAAAGAGGUCUCUUUCUUGCUGGAACUGACUGAAAUGUCACACUUCAGCAGUCAGUCUGCAUGUCGCAGCAAUGUCGCCUUUGCUGUUCAUCCAUCCAUCCUUCGGCUGCACGAAUGGUCUAGGCAUGGAUGACCAAAAUUAUACAAUCCUAAUGUUUUUUACUUGUUUAGUCCAAUGGUAGUGUUCUGUUUUUGAGGCAUGUGGCUUUUUUUAAAGGUACACUAUGUGUGCUCGCCUUGAAUUUAAACUAACUGCAAAAAUGAAACUGAUGUCAAGGAUUUUUUUGUAAUCUGUUUUAUGAUAGCAUACUAACAGCUUACAGAGACUAGAUAAGUAACAUACAUUACUGUCACAUGAAUGCCCUUCCCUUGCCACAUAAUCAAGCUUGCUGUUUAAUGAGGGAGGAAGCCAAAUUUUAUAGAUGAUACCAGAACUUUGCUAAACUAGUUGAAAACAAAAACAUCAGAAGUGCAUCAGAAUGGUUCCUAGCAGAGUGUUCAUUGAGCAUGUACCUUUUUUGCUUUGUCAUGUAAUAUCCACUUUGGUAUUUAUAUUAUUUGUUUCAUCUGUGUGUAUUACAGCAACUGUACAGAUAACUACAUGGGUUUUGUUAACUUUCACCUGUUGAUAGAAUUUGCUUUGAAGAAAAGCCCAACAAAAAUUAAGUUUGCUGUAGAAUAAAACCCAACAUGAAGAGUU
This is a messenger RNA of Pristis pectinata (smalltooth sawfish), 9956 nucleotides long. RefSeq names its product cytoplasmic linker associated protein 1a (gene clasp1a). The coding region runs from base 413 to 5101 and encodes 1562 amino acids. The record is from RefSeq and is a predicted model, not a curated record. Lineage: Eukaryota; Metazoa; Chordata; Chondrichthyes; Rhinopristiformes; Pristidae. Gene Ontology annotation, biological process: mitotic spindle assembly. Gene Ontology annotation, cellular component: spindle microtubule; microtubule organizing center; cytoplasmic microtubule. Gene Ontology annotation, molecular function: kinetochore binding; microtubule binding. The transcript has 41 exons.